GAGAGCGACUCAGAGGACGAGGCUCAAAAACCCUUAAAAAAGGGAGCGGGAAAGACCAAAGAGGAGAGUGACUGGGAGGACGAGGACGAGCAGCCCCUCAAAAAACUACUGAAAAAGGCCAAAACGGAGAGCGAAUCGGAAAAGGAAGAGAAACAGCCCUUGAAAAGGGGAGCGAAAAAGACCCGGAGGAAAACUGAAAGCGAGUCGGAGGACGAGGAAGAGAAACGGCCCUUGAAAAAGGGGGAGAAAAAGGUCAAGGCGGAAAGUGAGUCGGAGGAAGAGGAGGACGACGACCAGCCCUCGAGGAAGGGAACGAAGAAGGGCCAAAAGGAGAGCGAGUCGGAAACCGAGGGAGAGCAACAACCCCUGAAAAAGGGAAUGAGAAAAGGCCGGAGAAAGAGCGAAAGCAGCUCAGAGGACGAGGAAGAAAACCGACCUUUGAAGAAGGGAACAAAAAAGACACAAAAGUUCAGCGACUCGGAGGAAGAGCAGAAGCAGCUCCGGAAAAAGGGAAUGAGAAAGGUCAAGAGAAAGAGCGAGUCGGAGUCUGAGGAGGAAGAGAAGAAGCAGACCCUGAAAAAGGGCACGAAAAAGGCCAGAAACGAGAGCGAGUCGGAAGAGGAGCAAAAAGAGAAACCGCCCCUCAAAAAGGGAACGAGAAAGGCCAAGGAAGAGAGCGGCAGCGAGCCGGAGGAGGAAGAGGAGGCCAACCGGCCCUCGAAGAAGGGAACGAGGAAGGCCGGGAGAGAGAGC
Struthio camelus australis is the source of this 753-nucleotide messenger RNA. The record is from RefSeq and is a predicted model, not a curated record. NCBI's taxonomy places the organism in Eukaryota, Metazoa, Chordata, Aves, Struthioniformes, Struthionidae.